Messenger RNA from Salmo salar (Atlantic salmon), 3569 nucleotides. Its product is annotated as calpain-1 catalytic subunit-like. Gene Ontology annotation, molecular function: calcium-dependent cysteine-type endopeptidase activity; calcium ion binding. NCBI's taxonomy places the organism in Eukaryota, Metazoa, Chordata, Actinopteri, Salmoniformes, Salmonidae. Gene Ontology annotation, cellular component: cytoplasm. The record is from RefSeq and is a predicted model, not a curated record. Gene Ontology annotation, biological process: proteolysis.
UUUUGGCAACAAGGCAGCAUGGUGCAUCGUCCAGAAACACAUCUAAUUUCCAUAAAAUAAAUGUUUGAAUGUUCUUCCUAGUUUUCAUUGGGAAAGCAGAGAACGCGUUUUUAUCUAACCCAAUCCCCUUUGCAUGGGAAAACACAGAAUCCUAGCUUCAUUGCGUCACUUUUGUUUUGAACUGCAUCACAUCCGGCCGGAGUCCCAUAGGGCGGCGCACAAUUGGUCCAGCGUUGUCCGGGUUUGGCCGGGGUAGGCCGUCAUUGUAAAUAAGAAUUUGUUCUUAACUGACUUUCCUAGUUAAAUAAAUGUUAAAUAAAAAAUGAACCGACUUCGCCGUGGGCUUUGAACGGGACUUCUCGCUCACGCCCGGGAGGCAGUCCUGUACCAAAUCGAAUGCAAUCAACUUUUAGCCGUCACAAAACACGCCUGCCCGGGCGGGAUUAAUCGAACCCCCUCAUUUUGAUGCUGCUAAACCCCUCCCAUCGGAAUGGGCUGGGCAAGACACUGCAGUAACAACACUGAUUGCAUCUUUGUUCUGGCCUUUACUCAGAUGACAUGAUAGAUAUAUUUACACAUAUCGGUUUACAGAGACACUGAACGUCACCUCGAAAAGUGUCUAAAAAGAUUUAGAGUCAGUGCCUGCUGCCUCCCACACUGAAGGACUGAAGCAUGUACCCAUUCGGAGGAGUCUCAGCGCGCAUCCAGAGGGAGAGACUACAUGCCGAGGGAAUGGGAACCAACGAGCGGGCGCUGAAGUUCCUCAACCAGGACUACGAGGCCUUGAAGCAGGAGUGCCUGGAGAGCGGCUGCCUGUUCGAGGACCCCUGCUUCCCCACCGAGCCAUCCUCCCUGGGCUUCAAAGAGCUGGCCCCCCACUCAUCCAAAACCCAGGGCGUGGAGUGGAUGAGGCCCACAGAGUUUUCAGAUAACCCUGAGUUCAUUUUGGGCGGUGCCACAAGGACUGAUAUCUGUCAAGGAGCACUGGGUGACUGCUGGCUCCUGGCAGCCAUUGCUUCCCUCACCCUUAACGAGAAGCUGCUACACAGGGUGGUCCCUCAUGGUCAAACCUUCCAAGGCAACUACGCUGGCAUCUUCCACUUCCAGUUCUGGCAGUUUGGAGAGUGGGUGGAUGUUGUCAUUGAUGAUCGACUGCCUGUCAAAGAUGGCGAGCUGAUGUUUGUUCACUCUGCUGAGGGUAACGAGUUCUGGAGUGCCCUGAUUGAGAAGGCUUAUGCCAAACUGAGUGGCUCCUAUGAGGCCUUGUCUGGUGGCAGCACCACAGAGGGCUUUGAGGACUUCACCGGUGGCGUGGCAGAGUUUUACGAGCUACGUAAGGCACCUAAGGAUCUGUACCGGAUCAUCGGUAAAGCCCUGGAGAGAGGCUCCCUUCUGGGCUGCUCCAUUGACAUCACCAGUGCCUUCGACAUGGAGGCAGUGACCUUUAAGAAGCUGGUUAAAGGCCAUGCCUACUCUGUCACAGGUCUGAAGCAGGUGGAUUUCCGGGGUCGCAUGGAGAGGUUGAUCCGUAUUCGUAACCCCUGGGGUCAGGUGGAGUGGACUGGGGCUUGGAGUGAUAAUUCGUCUGAGUGGGAUGCGAUUGAUCCAACAGAGAGGGAGGACAUGAAUUGUCACAUGGAGGAUGGGGAGUUCUGGAUGCCCUUCCAGGAGUUCCUGCGCCAGUUUUCCCGGCUGGAGAUCUGUAACUUGACAGCAGACGCUCUGAGUGAUGACAGCCAGAGUUUCUGGAACACCAUUAAGUUUGACGGAGGCUGGAGGAAGGGCAGCACGGCUGGAGGCUGCCGGAACCAUCCAAACACCUUUUGGAUCAACCCCCAGUAUAAGAUUACCCUGCUGGAGGAGGACGAUGACCCUGAGGAUGAAGAGGAGGCCUGCAGCUUCUUGGUGGCUCUCAUGCAGAAGGAUAGGCGCCGCUACCGACGCCAGGGCCAGGACAUGCACACCAUUGGCUUUGCCAUCUAUGAGAUUCCAGAAGAGUUUAAGGGUUGUCAAAGUGUUCACUUGAAGAAAGACUUCUUCUUGAAGCACUCAUCAUGUGCACGUUCUGAGACCUUUAUCAACCUGAGGGAGGUGAGCGCACGGCUGCGCCUGCCACCCGGGGAGUACCUGGUGGUACCCUCCACCUUCGAACCUGGGAAAGAGGCUGAUUUUGUCCUCAGAGUCUUCACUGAGAAGCAGUCGGAGACACAAGAACUGGAUGAUGAUGUGGUGGCAAACUUUGAAGAUGAGGAGGACAUCUCAGAGAGUGACAUUGAGGACUCAUUCAGGGCCAUGUUCGCUCAGUUAUCUGGGGAGGACAUGGAGAUCUCUGUCCGUGAGCUCAGGACCAUUCUCAAUAGGGUGGUGACCAAACACAGGGACCUGAAGACUGAUGGGUUCAGCAUGGAGUCCUGUAGAGGCAUGGUCAGCCUAUUAGACAAAGAUUGCAGCGCUCGCCUUGGUAUAGUUGAGUUUCAGAUUCUGUGGAAUAAGAUCAGGAAGUGGCUGGGAAUCUUCCGCCAGUUUGAUCUGGACAAGUCUGGAUGUAUGAGCUCCUAUGAGAUGCGUCUGGCCUUGGAGUCUGCUGGAUUCAAACUGAACAACAGGCUGAACCAGGUGCUUGUGGCCAGAUAUGCUGAAAACGAGGUCAUCGACUUUGAUAACUUUGUCUGCUGUCUGGUCAAGCUAGAAGCCAUGUUCAAGGCCUUCCAGGAGUUGGAUAGAGAAGGCACUGGAACUGCUGAAAUGAAUAUCACAGAGUGGCUGUAUAUGACCAUGUGUGGUUGAAGUGUAUGGUGAUCUUGUAUGCUGUAGAAGAGGACACAUACACUCCCAUAGUAGAGGACAACCAUAGCCUCAAAGUGCCUCCAAAGCAUCUCAGUGCACCCAACUAAGGCUUGCAUCAUCUCAAACAACCCCAAAGAAACUACUACUUCCUGCUGUUGAAUCACCACUACAAAUACCUUGUUGCCUCUGCUCAAUAACUUGGCAAUUGCAUUUAACCUGGUCAAUUACACGUGAUGAAAAUGAAAUGCUCUACUUAGGGAGUCGCUGCAUAUAAAUCACUGCACGCAUUAUACAAUGGCAAGGCUUUCAGGGCAUACCGUUGUGCAAAGAAUGCCUGUAUUUUUUUAAGUUCCAUUCCAAACCUCUUAGGUUUUCCUCUUUUGUUUAACCAUCAAAUUCAGAUGCUAGUCUGUAAUAAGAGAUGAUAUCAUACUCUGUGACAUUAUGUAUUUUUUGGCUACCAUUCGCAGGAUCUUGGAUUAUAAAAAGUAUGUAGAGCUAUAGGCUGCUAAUGAACUGUAAAUUGUACUGAUGCCUUAGUCUUUAGGAUACCUCAGUACAGUAAACUACAUCAGUUAAAGACAGAAAUAUAACUAAUCUUUUUCUCAAGAUGGCAAUUUUAGUCUAGAAAUUGGUGAGGGUACUUUCAACUAAAACACUAAAUGUAGGAAAGGGACUCCUCAAAAUGUGACAAGGUAAAAAGUAACUUUGAUGCAUAUGCUGAACUGCACAUUUUAAUUCUGCGAAGAAUGUCACUGAAUAAAAACUGACUGAUCAUGUAA